AAAUCUCUUCAAACACCUCUGUCUCUCUCUGUCUCUCUCUCUCUCUCUCUCUCUCUACUGUUACUGGCCAUUAAUGCCUGCAUCAUAUGAAGUUGAAGAAGGUAGAUCCACAGCAGCACCCUCCAAAAACCAUCCGAAUCCAAAUCCAAAUCCAUCCUCAAACCCAGAUUCCACCCGGGAAAGAUGAAGCUCCUCUCCCUCUAUUCCAAGAACCACCACCACCACAACGUCCCCGACACCACGGCGUCGACCUGGCCGUGGCCUUACUGCCACCAGCCCCGCACCCUCUCCUUCCGCGACGCCGAUCCCGUCCCCAUCUUCAAGACCAUCAACUCCGCCUUCGUUCUCGACCCCGCCGCCGACGCCUCCGACGCCUCCGACGCCUCCGACCCCUCCUUCCCGAUCGCCGCCGCCGCCGCCGCCUCCUCCUCCUCGGAAGAGUCCCCUAGCUUCUCCACCGCCCAUUCCGAGCUGCCCGACGACCGCGCCGAUGGCGGCGGCGGCGGCGACGAUGACGCCGCCGUCGAGUGCGUCAUCCGCGGCGCCCGCUCCGAGCGCCGGCUCUUCUUCGAGCCCAGCCGGGGCGACACCAGCUCCAUCCUCGCGGACCCGCGCUCCCUGUCAAAUGCGGAACCAAAUGAAGAUGUUUGCGAGGCGAACGAGGAGGAGGAGGAGGAGAACGACGGCGACGUGGCGGCGUUUAAGAAGGAGGACGUGACGUUGCUGGCGAUGGAGUCGAGAGACCCGUACGAGGACUUCAGGAAGUCAAUGGAGGAGAUGGUGGAGGCUCACGGCGUGAAGGGCGACGACUGGGAGUGCCUCGAACAGCUCCUCUGCUGUUACUUGCGGGUCAACGACCGGGACAACCACGGCUACAUCUACGGCGCCUUCGUGGACUUGCUCGUGGACGGCGAUCGCCUCCGCCGUCGUAGUCAUCAAUGUCGUAUCCCUGGUCAUCAGUCUCCUUCGUCCCCGCUGUCGCUGUACAACACCUCGUCCUCGUCGCUGUCGUCCUCUUCGUCGUCGUCCUUGUCCGCGCGCCGCGUUUCCAUCUCGGAAGCGGAGGAAACCGUCAGCGAAACCACGCCGUGCUCGUCGUCGUCGGGAGUCUCUCUGGAGGCCGUGGAAGAUGAAGGAGGACGACUACGCCGGUAGCUCUUCCUCUUCUUCGGGUUCGUUUGAUCGAUAAAGUUCGGUAGAAAUCAAUGUAUGUAUUCUGCAUUUAGGUCGGGAGCCCAAAAUUAAUGAUAGUGCAAGGGUUUUGAUGAGUCUCA
Molecule: messenger RNA, 1274 nt
Organism: Syzygium oleosum
Lineage: Eukaryota; Viridiplantae; Streptophyta; Magnoliopsida; Myrtales; Myrtaceae
Product: transcription repressor OFP15
Exons: 1
Coding region: 184-1155 (323 amino acids)
Biological process (GO): negative regulation of DNA-templated transcription
Source: RefSeq, a predicted model, not a curated record